AUGAAUUAUAUCGAAAGAAACAAGAUUGAGACAAUUUAUAAGGACGAUUACACAGAUUUCACAAGACUAAGCGAUUUUGAAGUUUUUACAAAAGAUAUUUUAGUGAGUUUAAAAAAAUUAAAUAUUAUAGAAACCAAAAGGAAGUAUGAAGAUAAAUAUGCUUUUAUAAAUGAUGAGAAUAGAACAAAUCCUUUAGCUCCACUAUCAUUAAUUAUAGCAGUUGAGGACACAUGUAACUUUUUGAAAAAAAUUAUAAAAAAAGAGUAUGUUAUAAAAUUAAAUUAUAUUUAUUAUCCUCAUAAUAAAUGUCAGCAUAUUAUACCUAUUAACAAUAAUAGUUCCUAUAAUAUUUAUAAUAAAAAUAUUACAAUUGUAAACUCCUUUUAUUGUUUGCAUGGAAAUUUAAAUUGCUCUGAGAUUACUUUAUUCCCAGCUCGGACUUUUCCCAUACAGAGAUUUUUUUUUGUCAACGAAUAUGUCGAGCUAGAGAUCGUAGACAAGAGCAACACAGAUGAUGAAAAAAGUAUCAGUAUGGAUAAUUUUUCAAUAAGUAAUUUAAUACUGAAUAGUUUAAAACUAAGUCUUAGUGAAUUAGGUAUAUCCUUACCUACAUUUGUCGUAAUAGAUAAGAACAGUCAUAUAUAUCAAGGGCAUUUCUAUACUAGUGACUAUACGUACUAUAAGUGUGUGAAUCCACAUGUAACCAUUCAUAAAAGGUGGUAUCCUCUUGAGGAUACCAAGGAGCACUACGAGGAAAGGGGUAAGGAUGAGAAUAAAAUAACAAGUAAAACUAUAAGCGAAAAUGAAAGUAAAAUUAUAAGCGAAAAUGAAAGUAAAACUACAAGUAAGAGUGAAAGUAAAACUACAAUAAAAAUCGAAAGUAAAAGCGCAAGCAAAAGCUGUAGAGAUAUUUUUAGGAAUUCACAUAACGUAUGCAGAAGUGCAAAAGGGGAAAAUUACGUUUCUGUAUAUAAAGGCACAGGAUUUGAAGCAAAUUAUCAUUCUUUUAAAUUUUAUAAUUAUUUUAAAAGUUUUACAUUUGACCAAUUAGUGGCACUGUUUAGCUUAUUUAUUUACUUAUCAAAUCUAAAAGGAAAAAAUAUAUAUAAUAUAAAUGUACAUAUAAAAAAUAUUUAUUUAAUUGAUAAACCGCAAAAUUUUAGUAUAUCUAGACCUAUAGAUUUAAAAAAUAAGAAAUACAAUUUAUUAAAAAGAAUAUAUAGACAAAAUGGAAGACAAAAAAAGGGGUAUAAAAGUAAAGUGUAUCUCUUUAAAAAUAAAUAUGAACUGAAUAGCUAUAACAAAAAUAAUUAUGCACACAUAUAUUUAAACAAUAUUUAUAAUCACAUUAAAAAGAAGAGGUACUAUGGAAGAAGGGUUUUCCUCUGCUAUUUGAGCAAACCGUUGAAUGGGCACGCGUGUAAGGGCAGUGGCAUUGUCAAAACUGAAAAUGUGGAUGAUCAUAAUGAUUACAGAAUGGAUAGUCGUAAUGCUGAAAUUACUGGUGGAUGUAUUGACAACAUUACCGAUGGACGUAUGGACAACAUUACCGAUGGACGUAUGGACAGCAUUGCCGAUGGACGUAUGGACAGCAUUGCCGAUGGACGUAUGGACAGCAUUGCCGAUGGACGUAUGGACAGCAUUGCCGAUGGACGUAUGGACAGCAUUGUUGAUGGAUGUAUGGACAGCAUUGUUGAUGGAUGUAUGGAUAGAAUUACAGAUAUCCACAGUGAUGAGGGUAAUUAUAAUUAUCUGGACGCCAUUUUAAAAAGAAAUAAAGAGAACAUAGCCAUACGCAUAUACCUUUAUAAUAUUAAAAAUCCCCUUUUCAGUAAACCAAAUUAUGUAAUAAGUAAUUUUAAAAAAAUAAAACUAACAAGUGUAUUAUCAGAUUAUGGAACGGAUGAUAUCGAUGAUAAUGAUGAAGACCCACAUCAUUUUUCUGACACGUCCAUGUUAUUUUAUUCAUGUUCAUCUACAUAUAAUUAUGUAUUAAAUAAUGAAAAAGGAGUAAUGAAAAAAAAAACAACUUUUGAAGAAAUCAAUAGGUUAUAUAACAAUUUAAGAUGCCAUAAAAAUAUGCCCAAGCAGGACAGUAAUCUUUACCUAUCCAUUUAUAUCCUAAAUUUCAUAAAUAACAUGCAGCAUAAAAUUAUUGGUAGUAGCAGUAAUGGGGGUAAGACUACCGGCAGAAGUAGUGAUAAAAAUGGAGGUAAAUGCUGCAGUAAGAGGAACAGAAAAAACAAAAUAAUCAACAUGUGGAAAAUAAGGUUUAUCAACAAUGACAAGUAUAAAGGGAAGAACAGUUAUUUGCUAAAGAAUAUCUUGCGGUUGUAUUAUAAUGAAUUACUGGAUCUAAAGAAAAAAAGAAGCGAAAACACCAAGUCGUAUAGUAACGGUAUUCUAUCCAUGCAAAAUUAUUUUAUUCAAUGUUUACCCUUGAAAAAUAAGGAGUGGUUGAGAGAUAGGGACCUAGCCGCCUUCAGCGGCUUCAACAUUGAAGAAGAAUCAACUAGAUAUUACAUCGACAAAAUUUUAAAUAACAUGUUUAGCACGAACAAAAAAAGGAUAUAUAAUUGGGAGAACAGAAAUGUUAGAAGAGGGUAUUAUGGGAAUAGUACCAUUUGUAGUGCUUGUGCUAUGGGUAUGAAUAAACUUAUUUCCUCAAAUUAUAACGUGAGUGCUUUCAGUAGUUCUUUUGUAAAAAGAGAAAAUUAUGAGUCCUUUUACACAAAUGAAAUACUAGCGCAUAAUAAUAGUUCCAGAAUUACACUCAAAGGGGCGUGUGAUACGGUAAAUACUAGCAGUACCGUAGUUAACAAUGAUGGUAGUUGUAUAAACAGUGGAGUUCCCUUAAACAAUGGGAGUCACCUAAACAAUGGGAGUCGCCUAAACAAUGGGAGUCACCUAAACAAUGGGAGUCGCCUAAACAAUGGGAGUCACCUAAACAGUGGGAGUCACCUAAACAAUGGGAGUCGCCUAAACAAUGGGAGUCACCUAAACAAUGGGAGUCGCCUAAACAAUGGGUGUCGCCUAAACAGUAGUAACAUCUACAGCAACGGAAACAGAGAUGAUGAUAACAUGUACGACAAGUCCAAGGGGGAUUAUGACAGAUUGUUCAAAAUGGAUAAUGCACAUGUGUAUCUGUUUUUAGGAAAAAACGAUAAUUUUAUAAAAAAAAGAGAUUCCAUCUUUAGAAAACAAAAACAAAAAAAGCGAAAAAAUGGAAAAGGCAGAAAAGGUGAAAUAGAUGGGAAAGAUUACUUGAACUUUAAAAAGAAAAAUUUUAAAGAGAAAAAAGAAGAAAAGGAAGAAAAAGAUAAAGUAGAAGAUAAAGAGAAAGAAAAGGAGGAAGAAAAUGUACAGCAAAUUAUAAAAGAUUUUUUAACAAUUAAGGAAAAAUAUUUCCUGUGCCAUCAAGAAGAAAAAAUAUCCAUUUUAUUUUUCUAUUUAAUUAGUCAUUCAAGUAAUAUAAAAACUUUUUAUUAUAUUUGGAAUCAGUUCUUUGACAACAUAAGAAAUAAAUAUGAAAAUAAUGAAUACAUUUUUAAUGAUUAUUUAUUUUUAUCAUAUGGUCCUCGAAAUAUUUAUUCUUAUUCAUGUUCAAUCCUCUCUCAGUAUAUUAAAGCAUUAAAUAUAUCAACACAACAAUUUAAAAUUAACGAAAUAAAAAAUCAUUUAAAACAAAAGAAAACAUUAAGUUUUUUUUGUAAUGAUAGUGAUAACUCUUUGUUGAAUUAUAAUCUUAACUUUGAUGAUGAUCCAAAUAUGAAUGAGAAUAAUGAUGCUUCUACAGCAGUUGUUACACAAAAUAAGAGUAAUACAUCAUCAACUAUUGCUAAAAAAAAUAUAUCUAAAGAGACCGUCUUUCCUUCCUUCGAUCUGAAUGAUGCUACAACUGCAAGUAAUAAAAAAAGUAUAGGUAAUAAAACGGAGAGUAGCCCCAAUUUUGAGUUAGCCUAUAUUAAAGGCAGUGAAGAAUGUAUACCCAAGAGUAGUGGUCAGUAUGCCAAGGUGGAAAAGGACUCUACUAGCAACAGUGUAAUCAGUAACAUUGUAAAUAGUGGAAAUAUUACUAAAGGAGGUACUGGUGGUGGCAUUGUAUCCCUGAGCAAUCCCAUACUUCAUAGAGGUCAAAACGUAAGUAAUAGAGACAAAAACAUUAGUAAAGUAAGCAGUAUAGAGCACAUUAAAAAGUGUAAAGAAGACGCGAACAAUUGUGGUGGUAUGCCUUUCCCAAUUGAAAAGGUAAGGAAUGAUGUAAGUGUGGGAAAAAAAAAAAAAAAAAAAAAAUUGAUUAUAUCGAAUUUUUUCCCAUAUCCUUUAAACAAUAUGGAAUUAUUUAUAACUAAAAAUAAUGGAAGUACGAAAGAAGUUAAUGAUCAAGACGAUAUGAUUACAUUAAUUCAUGAAAUAUUAAAAUAUAAUAAUAAAAAAAAAAAUUAUAAUUUUAAUGAUUUUAUUAAAUGGUACAGAAUGAAUAUUGGAAAAAUAUAUACUUCACAAAAUGUGUUAAAAUAUUGUUAUAAAUGUAUAAAAUAUAGUUAUUUUGUUAAUAUAGAUAUAAAUUAUAUAAAAGAUAAAUAUAAAGAAAUAAAAAAUAAAUAUUAUACGAAUGAAGAUUAUUUAAAAAAUAUGUUUGACUAUGUAAAAAAGAAUUAUGAUUAUAUCAAAAAAAUUAAGUGUCCAUUUAAUACUUUUUUUGUCGGUGAAUUAAACUUAGACAAUUUAUUAAAUUUAAGUAUUUUAGAUUUGUUGGAAUGUGCAUUUAAAGUAUUUUUUAUUUCUUAUAUUAAUUCUGUUAUGAGCUCAAAACUUAUUUACUUAAAGAAAAUGCAAAAUGUACUCUCAAAAAUGUUUAAUAUUAUAAAAAAUAUUCAUAAGAAAAAAAAAAAAGAAAGGAAAAAAAAAAAAGAAAAUCUAUUUUUGAAAUCGCUAAUAGACAAAAGUAAAGCUGAGGAGCAGUUAACAAAUAGGGACAAAAACUUUCAUCAUCAUGAUCAGCAUGAUUAUCAUCGCGCAACCUUUCUACGAAUGAACAUCAUGACAUAUAAAGAUUCGUCUGGUUCGAAAUGUACCAAGGAAGACAGAAUAUCGGGUGCACCUAAUGAAAACGAAGAAGAAUCCACGGUGAUACAAAAAAAAGUAAAUAAUGAGGGAGGUGGUUUUUGCACCGUUAAGGUUAACGUGGAAAGGGAGACAGACGGAAGAAAUGAUGGAUAUAAUAAUGGAAAUAUUAACGGAAAUAAUAAUAUAAUUGGUAACUACAUUAAAACGGAGGAACAAGUACAAAAAAUACGGGAUAACGCAAACGACUCAGAAAAGAAUAGCAGUGAUAAUAAUGUAGAUACAAACUACAAGGAGCAAAAUUUAAAUUAUAAAAAUGGUUUUAAUAUUAACAAAGAAGAAAACUAUUUUAAGAAUUAUUGUAUUUGCCCUGAAAAAAAGAAAAGAAAUAUGCCUCCUUAUAGUGAUACGAAUUUUUCGAGGGAAAUUCGAAGGACAUACAAAAAGAGAUACAAAAUAAUUUUUAAUAAAAAGCUAUUUCAUUUGUUUGAGAAAUGUGAAGAAUUAUUUAAUAAAGGCAUGUGGCUGUUUCAAAUUUUUAAUAGCAAUUUAAAUGAAAAAAGAAUUUUUAAAAUAAUAAAUACAAUACUGGAAUCAGAAGAAAAAGAAAUUCUUAUUAAGCCAAAAUAUGAAAAAUAUUUUUAUAAUUUUAUAAAAAAUAUGUGUUUAAAUGAAAAUAAUAAAAAUAAUAUAUUCGAUAAAAAAUUAAAUAACAGUAACUCAAAAUUUCAAAAAAUAAAUAGAACUAUAUCUUCAAGAAAUUUACCUAAAACUAUAAAGACAAAGAAUACCAAAAUACCCAUGACAAAUAAUAGCCCCUCUUAUCAAAAUUUUGGCGUAUCAGUAAAAAUUAAAAAAAAUGAAUCUCUAACUUCCCAGACUAGUGAUCAAAAUAAUAUGCUCAACAAAGACAAGUUAUCCCUUUUAUUGCAUUCAAAUAAUAAAGAGCAGAAUAUUCAGGAAUGCAUUAUGGAUUAUGUAGACUAUAGUUUUAACGACCCAUUUUAUAGCAACCCCGCCAGGAUGUACUGCAGCAUCAGUCCAAUUGACACAACCGUUUCGUUUAUCAAAACGUCUCCAAUUUUGUGA
This is a messenger RNA of Plasmodium malariae, 6156 nucleotides long. RefSeq names its product conserved Plasmodium protein, unknown function. The transcript is spliced from 2 exons. The coding region runs from base 1 to 6156 and encodes 2051 amino acids. The record is from RefSeq and is a predicted model, not a curated record. NCBI's taxonomy places the organism in Eukaryota, Apicomplexa, Aconoidasida, Haemosporida, Plasmodiidae.